AGAGCUGAGAAGAACACAAAUCUAAGACCACGAGAGCUGAGAAGAACACAAAUCUAAGACUACGACUACAGUAGCACACGCUACCAGGUACCACCACCACAAUGAUGACACGCAUUGAUCUCAAGGAAGCCACCCAAAAGAAAGCCAAGCUAGAAGCCAAGCAAGCCACCAAGAAAUCCGCCACAUUCAUGGAUCUAGAGGAUGACCUCUGGGUUGGCGGCGUUUUCCCUUUUCUUGGCAUGGGCCACUAUGCCUUUGCGGGACUCGUCAACAAACAAUUCAACAAAAAUUACAAAGCGUACUGUGCCACUGUGGAAGAUCCUCCUGUCGUGCAUUACAAUGGAAUUUUGCCAGGACCUUUCGAGCUCGAUCUUUGCUCGGCAAAAAUGACUGACACAAUCUCCAGUGCGACAUUCUACAAUGAAGCAUGUGCCGAGCAUUGGCACAACGAUAGUUCCACAGACAGACAAGGUUCCUCCUAAUGAUCGUGUAUGCACAGCUAUUGCCGGACAUGGGAAUGCCAGAGUUCUCAAGUGAGCCCGCAACAAGGGCUUUCCAUGGGACGAAAGGACCUGUGCUAAAGCUGCCAAACAUGGAAAUUUGGAAACGCUCCAGUUUGCUCGGGCAAAUGGCUGUGAUUGGGAUUAUCAUACAUGCACGAAGGCUGCUGGGAAUGGUCAUUUCGAUCUUUUGAAAUGGGCACGGGCCAAUGGAUGUGACUGGCGCUCAACGGCGUGUCAUGCUGCUGCCAAAGGUGGUCAUUUUGACGUCCUGAAGUAUUUGCAUGAGAAAGGCUGCUACAUGGAUGUCGACUCCAUUUGUGCUGCUGCUGCUCGUAGUGGCCAUGUUGAUGUCCUCAAGUGGCUUGUCCAAGAGGAAUGUACCAUCAAUCAAUACACUUGCGCCGCCGCUGCGGAAGGCGGGCACCUCCAUAUUCUCAUCUGGCUCCGUGAACGUGCGACACCAUGCCCUUGGGAUGCCAGAACCUGUGCCAUGGCCGUAAUUGCUGGUCACGUGCAGGUGAUCAAGUGGGCUCGAGAAAAUGGGUGCCCGUGGAACCAAGAAGAAUGUUGGCGUGCUGCCAUCCGUAAAGGACAUUUGAACAUACUCAAAUGGGCUCGUGAGAAUGGCUAUCAGUGGGGUGCAAAAACAUGCUCCCUUGCUGCUGAAUUGGGGCGAUGGGAGAUUCUGAAGUGGGCUCGUGCGAAUAACUGUCCUUGGGAUGAGCAAACGUGUGCAUAUGCUGCCAAAAAGGGGCCUUUGGAUGCAUUGAAAUGGGCGCGUCAAAACGGAUGCCCCUGGGAUGAACGCACAACUUGUUGGGCCUAUUUAGCAUAUCAGCAUCAAAUUCUGGAAUGGGCGGUGGCCCAGGGCUGCCCGUUUGACGAAGAGGCAGCCAUUGAGACUAGACGUCAAGAGGAGGAGCAUCUGGAGCGAUGGUUUGAAGAUGUGAAGGCAAUCGUCAGGCGUGGGUGUGGGCGUGGGCGUGGGCGUAGACGUAGACAAGUUUAGAGUAGGUGGGUGGAUCAUCUACUCAAGCCUGCUCUGGAUCUUUACGCUUGACGGGAAAUCCCUCGUAUCCACCACAGCUCUAGUCGCCAAGAUGUAGACUAUAACAACGUAGUAUUACGAAAGGAGACUGCAAUCAAAAAGGUAGGUAGACGAGCCACUAAACGGCAUCAUGGGAAAAUGAUGUGCCCCAAACA
Messenger RNA from Seminavis robusta, 1706 nucleotides. Lineage: Eukaryota; Bacillariophyta; Bacillariophyceae; Naviculales; Naviculaceae. The record is from the annotation of a GenBank genome assembly.